GCGACAGGCACCAGCCGAGACUGUGGCGGAGGUCCAGACACAAUAGACUGGGGUCCGGCUCUUCUCCAAUCCAAACCGGUAUGUCGGAUGAGGAUUCCCGUGCCAGUACCAGCUCUUCGUCAUCACCACCUUCCUCCAGCCAAACCAGACAGAGGGACACGCCUUGCAAGAAGAAACGGGAGAGCAAAGCCAGCAUGAGCAAGACCUCCAAGCUGCUUUCCACCAGCGCCAAAAGGAUUCAGAAAGAGCUGGCCGACAUUACUCUGGACCCUCCGCCAAACUGCAGUGCUGGCCCCAAAGGAGACAACAUCUAUGAGUGGAGGUCGACCAUCCUGGGACCACCAGGCUCCGUGUACGAGGGAGGAGUCUUCUUCCUGGACAUCGCCUUCACACCCGACUACCCCUUCAAACCCCCCAAGGUAACAUUUCGUACGAGGAUCUAUCACUGCAACAUCAACAGUCAGGGUGUGAUCUGUCUGGACAUCCUGAAGGACAACUGGAGUCCCGCCCUCACCAUCUCCAAGGUGCUGCUGUCCAUCUGCUCCCUGCUCACAGACUGUAACCCAGGUGAGACAUGUGAAAAUGGGGUCAAAACUCUGAACAGUAUUUAA
Messenger RNA from Scomber japonicus (chub mackerel), 611 nucleotides. RefSeq names its product ubiquitin-conjugating enzyme E2 E1-like. Gene Ontology annotation, biological process: protein polyubiquitination. NCBI's taxonomy places the organism in Eukaryota, Metazoa, Chordata, Actinopteri, Scombriformes, Scombridae. The coding region runs from base 81 to 611 and encodes 176 amino acids. The transcript has 6 exons. The record is from RefSeq and is a predicted model, not a curated record. Gene Ontology annotation, cellular component: nucleus. Gene Ontology annotation, molecular function: ubiquitin conjugating enzyme activity.